Molecule: messenger RNA, 739 nt
Organism: Gilbertella persicaria
Lineage: Eukaryota; Fungi; Mucoromycota; Mucoromycetes; Mucorales; Choanephoraceae
Exons: 2
Source: RefSeq, a predicted model, not a curated record
CUUCAUUUUUUUUUUUUUUUUGUAAUUAUGAACCCAUCCCAAAGACCACGUAAACGAGAUCAACUCUUGUCAUUUGUACAGUCAAAAACAAACACACUUCGACAAGAAAUGAAUCGUUAUUAUGAAAACAACGGAUCAUCGCGUUCACUUUCCUCCACAUCACUUCCUCAAGUACAACGAUCAGAGACACAAGAAUUCGAUGCUAUUUUACAAGAUGACACACCCGAAGUAGUUCAACCUCAAUGCAUGUUGUUUCCUACGUAUGCAUGUCGAGUAGAACCCAAAGGAUCACAUUACAGAGUCAUAUUAGCGGGAUGGGCAUUCACCAAACCCACUUCCAAUCGACUGAAUCGAUGGCUAUUAGCUGCAGGAAGAACGUAUGGAAGAGUCACAAGAAAUUCAGCUGAAGAUGAUCAUUUCUCGGCCUUAUUGAACCAGUUUCGAUCACAAACGAUGCGUAUGACAGACAUUCGAUUACAGCUGCCUGAUAUCAUUGCAGACUCAAUUUUACAUCGUCAACAUCAUUUAUCCCUCAACCAACAAGAGAAAAUAAGAGACAUGGCUGCUGCUGUUGUAAAUACAGGCAACACAGGUCGAUUCUAUCAGGAAAUCCAGCUUGAUCUGGCACAUCAGACACCAUCCAUCUUGACUGUCGAAGCUUGUUUUGCUGAUCAUGGUAAAUAAAUGAUGCCAGCCAUGACUUAUCUAACUCUAUAGCAUCUACUUUUUCUGGUUUCAU